AGUGGAUGCCAGGUUUUAUGUAGCAUGAACUGCUAGCAGGAGUAUUUUAGUUGUCAUGGAAAUUGUAUUUUUUCACGAAUAGUAAAAAAUACAAAUUACAUAGCACUGUAAAGUGUCAGAAAUCAAACUGUUGCCUCACCGGCCAGACAAGAGACACGCUUUAGAUCCCCGGUGUUUGAUCCCGGUGUGUAAUCCCGGUGAAGAUCCAGCAUCAGUUAAUGAUCACUGGUCCGGUUCACAUCUGGUUUUGAUCCUGACAUCCCAGUUCGACACGGCCAUGAACUGGGACAGUCAGCUGAGCUCCAUCCUGUCAGGAGCAGAUGGCAGUGUUGCAAAGAUGAGGGCGAGAUUGACCUCGGCUGGGAAUUUCUCCAAAGUAGGCAGAGAUCCAGGUUUGUUUCCAGUGAGGAAGAUGGGUCUGAAGUCAGAUUUGGAUUAUCUUUCUGUUCUCCCUGGAGCACCUCCUCACCGACAGCCUCCCCCGUCUCUCGGCGUCGGUGUACAGUGGGCAGACCUGGCUGCCAUCCAGUCACAGCUCCAGAUUCAGAACCAGACGAUUGAGUCCCUUGCACAGAAGCUCCGUGACUUGGAAAGGGAGAAACAAGGUCAACAAUCACAUAUUCAGACUCUACAAGAGGAGGUUCGAUUGUUGCAGGAAGAGAUGAAAGGCAGAGAAAGAGAGAGAGAGGACCUGAGGAGGGGACAGAGUCCAGGUUUGGAGAGAAGGAUGGAGCAGUGGAGGAGACAGGUCGAACAUGAGCUCAGCCGCCUGCGGGAGCAAAUCACCCGAGGAACAUCGCCGGGCAACCUGGAGGAGAGUUUCAGCUCAAAGCUUCGCAGAGAGGAGCUGGAACACCUGCGGAGAGAGUUGGAUCAAUUGAAAACGCGGUUAAGGAGGCAGGAGGAGGAUAUUUUUGUCCAACAGGCAGAAGGCAGAGAGACCAGGAGACAGUAUGAACGCAGCUGCAAGACAUUGGAGCAGCUGACAGACAGCUACAGAGUUCACAGCACUGAUCUGAUAAAGACGGUCUCCGACUUUUCUCACACUCAGCAAGAGGUCCGCCAGAUCAGAUCAACAGUGUCAGAACUGAAGGAUGAGGUGAGGAGUCUCAUUAUCCGAGGACGUGAACAAACACCUUUGCUGUCAGCACACACAUCUGGCCCCUCACCAGUGGCAGCCCCCCACAGACAAAGCAGAAGAGUCAGAGUUCAGGACCCAGAGUCCGACUCUGAAGACUUCAGCCCGACACCGAGCCUCGCCGAGAUCAGCUCGGAUGAUCUGUCGUGGGUCGAUGACAAUGGCCCUGAACUUCGAGUGUCCGGCCCAGGGGAGUUCGCCGUUCCAGGAUCAGACGUGGAGGAUGACGACAACGAUGGGGAUGAUCUUCUCGAUGACGAUUCAGACCUAAGUUUUAACGACCUCUGAGCUUUUCCCCAAAGAAGCUCUUGGCAAAGGUGACGACACCAGGGAACCAUCCAGCGACAAAAAGACGCUUCCUCUCAUGACUAAACCACCAAAUAAAAUGUAGGAAUACUUUUAAAUUGAGUUAACGCUGAUAUGUGCAGCUUUGUUGUAAACACCCAAACCUAUUGAUGAAAGCAGGUAAAAUAGCAAAAAUAGUUGUAUGUGUCUUUUGAGUCAUCAAAAAAGCAGCAGGUAUAGAUGUGGGAAAUGCAACAAAUUGCAGACAGUCAGGAAACGUGUAGCCAAGAAAAAUAAAAUAACAGUGCUGUUGCCAAACCAACCACUCCUAACCCCACCAUUGCCAGCAGUUGAGGCUCUUCGGUGUCAUAAGUGGCAAUAUAUAUAUAUAUAUAUAUAUAUAUAUAUAUAUGCAUGCACGACUUGGAGAAUAUGACCACACGAUGGGCAAAUUUUGCCCACAAUGACAUCAGAGAGCUGAUGUUUUUAAGAAUUCCUCCAGAAAGAAGAGUUCCCAUCCCCCUGAAAACAGAGCAUGUAGUCCGUAGGAAUGAUGCAACGUAAAGUUUUCCUAAUUUUUUUUGAGCCUCUGGUCACUUCUAAGACGAUAAUUCAUCUUAAUAUCACUGUAGACGAGUCAGAAAAUACAAAAAAGCAUAGUGCGGCCACUUAAAUAGUAGUCUGUCAGAGUAUGGGGAAGAGAUCACACAAUGUUGGGCAAGUUUGGACAUGUUUUUCUUUUUUUUUUUUAUAUUGGAAUCAAGUCCACAGCAAAUGAAAACAUAUUCGUAUCCAUUUGAAAUGGUGUUUAUAAUAUCAAAUAUAUAGUUAGAGGCGGUGAGAUGUAUUGGAGGUUUAGGGAUGAAGAUUCUGCUUCAGUAGUAUGCCGAGGCUGUCUCCACAUGUACGGACUCGGAGGGAGCUGGCAACAAAGAGGAGAGGCGGCCAGCUGUUGACGAGCUUUUCAUUCACUUGUUUCAUGAUGCGCAGGCUUCACGCCAGUAACAAUGUGUUUUUGAAAAGAUCCAUUAUGUCUCAAAGUAAGCCUUCCUAAGUAAAUGAAGUUUUUUUUGUCAUUGCCACACCCUCUAUCCAGAUGUUUCUUCCCAGUGACAGUAAUUUAUGGGUCCUGCCGAAGUUAGAGACAGAAGCACUGUGAUUACUAAACCACAAUGCUUGGUUGAAGGCAAAAGUAGAUUAAAACCAUAUUUCUUUCUGAUUACUGAUUGUUUGGGUUUGGUAAAGCUUUCAAGCGAAGAUUUGGGCAGAACUUUGCUCAUUGCACCAGUAGCCUCCAUAAUGGGACACUUUAUGGAUCCUAUAACUUAAUAUAGACCCUUCGCCAAGCCUAACCCUCCCUAACUUGGCAUCUUAAAAUAAGAAAAAAAGGGUCAGUAAGCCUCCUUUUAGACUAGAAUCUAAUUGCCUUUAUAUACAGAAGCAUGUCGGAGGUAAAGAUCCACCCCAACUUUUAGCCCCUAAAGUUUUGAAGCUCAAAGUUGGCAUUAUGUCAAAAAUGUUUUAUCCAGUGUGGAAAGCAUCAUCCUCCCAUCUUGCUGUUUUAUGUACAGACAGAAUCUGAUGCUGGAUACAGUAGGUUUCGGCUCAUGUAGCGGAAAUAAAAGCCGUUAAGAAUCAAAAGCUUUUAGCCUAUAAAUGCAUCCACCUCCAUUAACAGGACAGGAAAACCAUCAAUACCGUUAAUUCAGACCUGUUUCAUGGCAGGCUGUGUGUGGCUCUGAUGGGCAGUAUAUAUAAACGGGAUCUAAAACGUCAAGGUACCCUUAUAAAAUUGGCGGCGGAAGACGAAACAAUAAAAAUAACAGCAUAAAUGUCAGAUCUUCCAAAAAAAACAAAAUCUGGGUGAGGGGGGGGGGGGGAGGAAUUAAAGGAUUAGGGAUAUAAAAGAAAUAACCAAACUGAUUGCAUUAGUCUGUGCCCCCUUUCCUAUUGAGGACAUGAACUGUCCACAGAGUUGACUAGUCACAUUAAAAUCUAGGCCUGUCAGUAAAGGCCAAGCAACUGCCAUUGAUUUAAAACAUUUCUGAUUAAAGCCAGAUAAAAGUCUGAUGUACCUGUAUUAUUUGCACCAGCACAGAAAUACUAAGAUGAGUCACAGUAGUGGGCAGGCUUUUAUGCAAUCACUCGUACCAGUGGCAUCUAAGAACCACUAGUCAAAACAACCAAGAUGACAUCAAAAUUGCCAAUAAUCUUGGAUCAACAAGAUCUUAGUCAUUCCCUAGUGCUCCUACUGAGCUCACACUCGACCAUGUUGGAAGUCUUUUGUUUGUCGGCCUGAAUUACAUGUUUUGUUUCUCUGGUUGUGUGCCUCAGUGGCAUCCAGAGGCAGCUUCUACCGUGCCUGCUGAUACUGGCCCGUGGACGUCAAAGGCAAAUCUGGAGGAACCAGAUUGAUCAGACUCCAAGAGGAAAAGGACACAGAUCACGUAUACUGAUGUCUGUAUUAUGGUGGUUAAAUAGAUAUUUGAUAAGGGUGAGGCUGAUCUAUUUGCUCCUCACAUUGGCUGAUGAAUACGACCUUUUUAACCGCCAUUUUAUUGCAUCUGGCUGUAAAGCAGGUUAUUGAUUCAGUCACUGAGGCUGUACAUGUUUUGUAUUUUUCUUUUUUUUAAAUCUCCACAAUAAAAGUCUCUUCAA
This is a messenger RNA of Cololabis saira (Pacific saury), 4081 nucleotides long. RefSeq names its product trichohyalin. Bases 278 to 1426 code for a protein of 382 amino acids. The transcript is spliced from 12 exons. Lineage: Eukaryota; Metazoa; Chordata; Actinopteri; Beloniformes; Belonidae. The record is from RefSeq and is a predicted model, not a curated record.